Molecule: messenger RNA, 2226 nt
Organism: Daldinia childiae
Lineage: Eukaryota; Fungi; Ascomycota; Sordariomycetes; Xylariales; Hypoxylaceae
Exons: 3
Coding region: 1-2226 (741 amino acids)
Source: RefSeq, a predicted model, not a curated record
AUGUUCUCACAACAGCUAGCUCAGCAAAGAGCAGAGUCUCAAGAGCUUCUUCCUCCUCCUACAUCAGAUCCUACUCCUGCCACUCGUGGCUCUUUAAUUGAUGCAGCUAUCGACCAGUUACUAAAAGACCAGCCCAGCCAAGAUGACGCUAACUACGUUUCUAAGGCUCGAGAAAAGUCAGAUCUCACUAGACUUCUACAUGUUCACGUUGAGUGUAACGAUGGGGAUACUCUAGUUAUCGUUAAUUUUCCCUCAGGUUAUUUAAGUUGUGGGAGGGAAGAGUGGAUCUCAAAACGCUUCUGCGUCCAUUCGGAGAGACUCCUUGCUACUGGUUCUAAGGUCUUCGCAAAUUUAUUGUCGCCCAAGAAACAAGCCCGCUUCCAGAAGAGAUUGGAACUUGCUGGUGAAACUGUUCCAAAGAAAUUCAUUAUUGAUCUCACUCCUUCGACCGAGGGAGACGAUCUGGCUGCCCAGCUCAUAGAGUUGUCUUUGCCCCCUAGCGUUACCGACUGGUGGACAUCAAAGGAGAGACUUGGUAUAUCACCAUAUCUGGUUUCGGGGCACGACGAUCACUGCCCUCACCACGACGAAGUUCCUAUAGACUGUGUAAAAAAGACGUCAUACAUAGAACAGGAAUUAGGACUUAGAGAACGCCUUCCAACAAUCGAUCUAGGUGACAUCGAAACGACAAAAUCCAGGAAUAUCGACGAUUAUUGCCCUAUCCGUCAUCGCGUCAAUAUCGUUCGUCUUCUUUUAGCCAUAGAAGGUUAUGAUCUGGUCUUGAACUCGGCAUCCCGUGUCUACACGCUCACAAGUAUUGCCGGCAUACUAGACUGCACACGUGUUAUUCGAGACUCCGUGUAUACCUGGCUUUUAGAAGAACCCAACACCGAAUUUAUUGAUAUCAAUGCCGAAGUUGCGUUUAAAAUCGCGUGGACGUUGGAAAUAGAUAGUAUCACCCGAGCCGCGUUUCGCAUCCUCGUCGUUGAGAAGGCCCUGGAUACUCUCGCUGCUCAACCCCCAGCACAAAAAGAUCGAUAUACAGUAUUCGGACGCCCUCGUGUGGAUCUACCUGACGAUCUGCAGACUGUUGUUCAAUAUGCAGCGCAAAGGCUUGCCGAUCGUGUUCACCAAACACUCGCAAUGUUCAAAUCGGAUCAGUUCUAUGAUGUGCUCGAAAUAUCGGAAUACCGAAAGUUCGCAAAUGUCGGCGAGAUCAUCCGCACAGCCAUUUCUACCGGCUCAAGCCCGAGUAGCGGCCGGUCAACCUCGAAGACAGAUUUCAUACGCGAUAAAAUACUAGAUAGACUACUUGAUUCGUUCUCUACCCUUUAUACAAAGCUACAAGAAUAUAAGGAUAAAGUCAUACAGAAGGCAAUGUAUUCCGAAGCUGUGUAUGACCAGCAAAGCGCCUACGAUCGCAAUCGUCGAUGUUAUGUGGAACAUCCAAGACGAAUUCCUACUUCCCUUAUCACAAAUCAUUUCACCUAUGCCCAACAUCUUCUAACCCCGUGGUUCUGGGUUCAUCUGGCUUCGUAUCCUAUCGACUUCCUGGGACCGUGCUAUCUCGUCGAUUUUCUGACUCUAUACGUGGACGAUUUCAACGACAAACUAACCAAAGCGACACCCUACCUCGACGGAGGAGGUAGCUAUGAUGAAUUAGCGAUCCGUUUCCACCUAGAGGACUUUCGCAUCGAGCUUCACGCUGCCCUGGCAAAAUUAUGGACUACCUGGACAAAACCCGAAUUGGAAGUGCCGCUCACUAGAACAGAGCACAUCAUCCUAGCACUGUCGGAAGACGAGUUCCAGUAUCUCCCCCUUUGGGCUGGCGGACUUAACGACGGGAGCGGCGGCGUUUUUCAACCCACUGUCCCAGACGCAGACCUGGGCCCCAUUGGCCCCGGUCCAGCCUACCGCACGGGUAAUACAGUGGCGACAGAUACUUCGAGCAUCUGCCAAUCCGACAAGACUCCUGGCGAAGUCAGUACCGCCACCUUAACCGCCGGACGGUCCGUAAACGCCGUACUGUCGAAUAUAGGACCCAGCACCGUCCCCGACGGUACAUCUGUAUCUGUAUCAGACAGCCGCGUCUCAUUUACACCUGCAGCGAGCACGACCGGGUCAACGGCUACCCUGGAUAGAGAUGAUAGCGACGGAUAUGAAUCCGAUGACAAUGAUGAUAUUGACGAGGAGGCCUGGUCUCAGGUUGAAGAGCCAUUGACGUAG